Cuscuta campestris is the source of this 1712-nucleotide messenger RNA. The record is from the annotation of a GenBank genome assembly. NCBI's taxonomy places the organism in Eukaryota, Viridiplantae, Streptophyta, Magnoliopsida, Solanales, Convolvulaceae.
CUUUUCAUUCAUUUCUCCAAAUGUUAAGGAUUUUCAAAAUGGCAGAUCUCCCUUUGUUGGAUUUCACCAUUAUAGAAAAUGAUCCUAGUCCAUGGCGGGAAGUUUAUGGAGGUUGGAUUGAGAAUGCCCGCGUUAUAUUGACUUACAGAGAAGAUGGUAGUCCUAGAUGGUUUGAUGUAUUACCUCUUGUUCCAGUUAAUAGAAUUUGUACUUACCGAAAUGCGAGGCUUAGGACUAAUGGUAAUGAAAUUACUGUUAAUACUCUUUCCGUGCCACAAAAUUUUUCUCCUUUCUUUUUUCAUUCGUCCCAAAAAACCUUUUUUAUUUCUAUUAAAAAGUCUCCUUUACCCCUAUUUAAUCUCAACCUAUCUAUCCCAUCACACAUUUUCAUUGUUAAUUUGUCCAUUUUCACAUUCCAUUUUUACCCAUUACAUCUAAAAAUAUUUUCGAAAAGUCAACAACAAAAUAUAUUCUAUUUAAAUUUUUUAAAAGUCGAAUCCGGAAACAUUUUGUGGGACGAAGAGAGUAAUAAUUUGUAUGUCUCUGCAUUUCAAGUGAGGCAUACUUGGUAUGCUUUUAGAGAUACUCAAGUAGGUGUGCCUUGUACGUAUAUGAAUGUUGAUGAGAGUUAUACAGAGGUGGUUUCAAAAGCUCGUAGAUCACCAACCUCACUAGAUCGAACAAGAGAGCCUAUCUCGUUAGGUAGAGAUGCUAUUAUUAGCGCAGUGAAUGAUAUAGCAAGUCCAUGUUUUGUCAAUGACCACGGGAUUGCAAUCAUUAAUUACCGUCAAGCCAAAGGUUCUGUCAUUCUGUUUCAAAUGUUAUCAGAAGCGAUACGAUUUCAAACGGUGCUAGAGACGCUGUUGGGAUUACAUGAUGACUCAUCCAGUCCCAAUACUCAUCGUAUUAUUUGGGAGCACCAAAAUGAAUGGUCUCGAUUGGGAGGAGUCAUUCAUAGAACAUUCAAGAAAAAUCUUCGUGGUGAUGAAGAAAUGCAGAUAUUGAAGACUAAUUAUUUUGUUCGUGUUAUUUUGAGUCUAUGAGAUGGGGGCGUUGACGUCGUCCAACCAAUCCGCAAUAUUUCAGAGUUCUUAACAAUAAGAGGACAUGGGGGUAGAUCCCUUGACUGUGGUACGGAAUUGGUGCUCGAGUUGCAUGGCGCGAGCAUGUUUGUUGUCUUGAAACAGAUCAUGAAUCAUUUUCCAGAGAGCAGAGGCUGUAGAGACGGAGGAAAGAACCAGAUCAGAGACUUCAUCAGUGAUGGUGGAGAGAAUCCAACCCUGGAGAAUGACGUCAAGUUGAAACCAUUCAUCAUCGUCGUCGGAGAUGGGAACGAUGGAGCCGUCAAGAUAACCAUGGAGGUUGAACCGCCGUGCAAGGAGAAAGAACAAGCGGCUCCACUUUUUGUAGUUUGGUUGAGAAAAGCUGAGUUGUAUAGGGACAUGUAAUUUGACGUUGGAGACAGAGAAAGCCAGAUGUAGAGGUUAGGGGGUGGCCGGCCGAGAGAGGGAGGGCAGCGGCGCCGGUUAUUCGGCGAAGGAGGAUGGAGGCCGAAAGAUGGGAAGAGAAAUUAUGGUUUUUGGUUAGGCUCUGAUACCAUGAAGAAGGAUUUUUUUCAUUAAUUAAAUUGUGAGGAGAGUAGAUGUAUAUAUACAAAAGUCUCAAUCCUAGUUAUGGUAGGAGAGACAAUCUAAGAAAACUAUACAAGUAUG